This is a messenger RNA of Chelmon rostratus (copperband butterflyfish), 6434 nucleotides long. RefSeq names its product bromodomain-containing protein 3-like. Gene Ontology annotation, cellular component: chromatin; nucleus. Gene Ontology annotation, biological process: regulation of DNA-templated transcription; chromatin remodeling. The transcript is spliced from 12 exons. Lineage: Eukaryota; Metazoa; Chordata; Actinopteri; Chaetodontiformes; Chaetodontidae. Bases 399 to 2432 code for a protein of 677 amino acids. The record is from RefSeq and is a predicted model, not a curated record.
UGAUAACUCAUCUAUUAUGCUACUUCGCUAAAUAAAAAUCUUCCUGAAAACUGACCGGAGCCCGCCGCUGGACGCACAGGAGGACCGAAACACAAAGUAAACACGUCUCUCUGACCGGUGGCGGGGGGAUUAGCGGGUUGUGCGAUGGGAGUUUGUCUCCUCGGGGGAAACAUCGAGCUGAAGAAUCAACACCAACAACACCUGAACUGAACACACACUAACACACACCUGUGUGCCCUCACACACACACACAUACACACACAUACACACACAUACACACACAUACACACACAUACACACACACACACACACCCUCAGACCAAAGAGGGAGUUGUUUUUUCACCUUCAGGUCAGACACUGCCGUCCCACGGUGCAUUGCUGCGUCACCGUCGUCCACCAUGUCGGACGCCCCUGAGGCUGCGCCCCCCAGCCCCCCUGCCCUUACCAACCCGCCUCCGCCUGAGGUCACCAAUCCCACCAAGCCUGGCAGAAAGACCAACCAGCUGCAGUACAUGCAGAACGUGGUGGUGAAGACUCUGUGGAAGCAUCAGUUCGCCUGGCCUUUCUACCAGCCUGUCGACGCCAUCAAACUCUGCCUGGCGGACUACCACAAGGUGAUCAAGAACCCAAUGGACAUGGGAACGAUCAAGAAACGUCUGGAGAACAAUUAUUACUGGAGCGCCAGUGAGGCCAUGCAGGACUUCAACACCAUGUUCACCAACUGUUACAUCUACAACAAGCCCACAGACGACAUCGUCCUGAUGGCUCAAGCUUUAGAGAAAAUCUUCCUGCAGAAAGUCGCUCAGAUGCCUCAAGAAGAAGUCGCUCUGCUGCCUCCAGCUCCCAAAGGCAAGAACAAGAGCAAACAACCUGCUGCUGCGACUACAGUGAGUCAGCAGGCGGAGUCUUCAGCCUCCCCUCCCCCCUCCUAUCCCUCACCCUCACCCUCUCAGACACCCGUCAUCUCGACCACACCCACACCUGUCCAGACCACGCCACCAGUCUCUGCGCCGCAGCCCCCGGCCGCCAUGAUGCCAUCUGCGCAGCCUGUCGUCAAGAAGAAAGGUGUAAAGAGGAAAGCCGACACCACCACCCCAACCACAUCGGCCAUCUCCGCCAGCCGUGCCGACUCUCCGUCCGCUCAGGACGCCAAACCGGCCAAACUGGGCUCGUCCCGCCGGGAGGCCGCCGCCCGGCCCGCCAAGACCCGCAGGGAGACGGGCGAGGAGGUGGCGGGGGGUGACGUGGGAGCCGGCGGAGGGGGAGCCGGGGGACGGAAGGGCGGUAAGCUGGGCGAGCAGAUGAAACACUGCGACGCCAUCCUGAAAGACAUGCUCUCGAAGAAACACGCGGCCUACGCCUGGCCCUUCUACAAGCCGGUGGACGCCGAGGCGCUGGAGCUGCAUGACUACCACGACAUCAUCAAACACCCCAUGGACCUCAGCACCGUCCGGAAAAAGAUGGAUAAAGGAGAAUAUAGUGACCCUCAAAGUUUUGCCACAGAUGUCAGGUUAAUGUUCUCCAACUGCUACAAGUACAAUCCUCCAGACCACGAGGUGGUGGCCAUGGCCCGCAAACUGCAGGAUGUGUUCGAGAUGCGUUUCGCUAAGAUCCCAGAUGAGGGCCUGGAGGCUUCGGUCCCCUCUUUGGUCAGUAAAAGCACCGCCUCCUCUGACAGCAGCAACAACUCCUCCUCCGACGAAUCGUCCGACUCAGAGGAGGAGCGAGCCACGCGAUUGGCUGAGCUACAGGAGCAGGUUGGUGCUGCCGACCAAUCACAGUUGAAGGCGGUGCACGAGCAGCUGGCCGUCCUGUCCCAGGCUCCGGUCAGCAAGCCAAAGAAGAAGAAAGAGAAGAAAGACAAGGAGAAGAAGAAAGACAAGGAGAAAGACAAAGGGAACAAGGGCAAGAUGGAGGAAGAGAAGAAGCCCAAGGCCGCCGCUCAGCAGCCUAAACCAGCCAAUCAGAAGAAGGCGCCGGCCAGGAAAGCCAACAGCACGGUGACCGCCACGAGGCAACCUAAGAAAGGCAGCAAGGCGUCGGGCGGCGGCUCGGCCAACGGAGAUGACGGCGAGGAGUCGUCCCUGCCGAUGUCAUACGACGAGAAGCGCCAGCUGAGUCUGGAUAUAAACCGGCUGCCGGGGGAGAAGCUGGGACGCGUCGUCCACAUCAUCCAGUCCAGAGAGCCGUCGCUGAGGGACUCCAACCCCGACGAGAUCGAGAUCGACUUCGAAACCCUGAAACCCUCCACGCUCCGAGAGCUGGAGCGCUACGUCAAAUCCUGCCUGCAGAAGAAGCAGAGGAAGCUACUGCAGAAAGCAGCGGGAGGCGGGGCAGCAGGGGGCGGGGCUAGUCGUUUGAGUGGCAGCUCCUCAUCCUCCUCCGAUGACAGCUCCUCAACAGGAACCUCCUCUUCCUCCGACACAGACUGAACACACACACACACACACACACACACACACACACACACACACACACACACACAUAUGUUACUGACCACACACACACACUCAGAGGUUUAUCUACUCUUCACACAGGAACUCAGUUUACACACACGCAGAUACAGACAAACACACACAUCCAUGUAAACUUCCAUCCUGAACAAACAGCCACACAAAGACAGAGAUACACACUCUGAACUUCUUGCAGCACACACACACACACACACACUCACACUCUCUCUCUCUCACACACACACACACACACACACACACGCCCAGACUCGGAGACUGUAUGUAAAUAGGCUGACCUGUUUUUUAGCUCCUAGUGUCUUUUUUUCCUGGAGGAAUGCAACCAGAUAGAGAAGAAGAAGAAAACAACAACUUCCCAGCGAGAGGAGAAGAAGGGAUGUGGUAGAGAGACGGGCAGCCUGUCUGUCUGCCUGGGGGGUCGUAUUGAUCUUCUUUGAACACUCGAGCAUUGCUGCUGUGGAAGCUUUCUUCUUCUUCUUCCUCUUGUUCCUCUUCUUCUUCUUCUUCUUCUCGGAUGGCCGGCUGUGACCCCUGACCUCUGAAAACAUUCCAGAAGCAUCCAGACAGCAUCAUGGGAGAGAAGGAGGGGCUGAUCUCAGUGGGUUUUACUCCGAUCGAGGUUUCAGUAAUGGAUUGAUUUGAAAAAGAGUUUCCUCACGUUUGUUGCCUGGAAGGAGGCGACACCUGUGAGACAAAGUUCAGGGCAUCACAGAAACUUAAACUCCCGCCGCAGCAGCGUCGUCCUCGUCAGAUCUGCAGUCCGUCUGUGGUCUGUGGACCCGGAGAUGAUCCAGUUCACAUUGAUUCUGUUCAGACAAACGUCAGAAGUCCAUAAAUCAGCCGAUGGAGACUUGAGUCUUGCUGCAGAGAGAAAACGGUUGGUUUGAUGCACGUGAGAGUAGUGAGAUUUAAAAGAUGCACUCUGUGUCACGAAAGACGAUCUGGACAUUUCAUCUGCUGCAGUGUUCGUGUUCCAGACACCAUCGGGCCGCCGUGGCCUUGUAGUGGAGUAUGAAUGAGCUGGUCUACACCUGUGUUCACAGGUGAGACGUGCAGGGCUGGGUCCUGAACCUCCGUACCUUCAUGGUACUGAACCAAGUAUGAAUAAACUACAACAUGUUUGUACAAAUGUUUGAUUGGCUGUCUGACGUUACACUUCAUAGAGCCUCCGCUGCGGGGAUGGGUCACCUGGAGCGCUUCUGACGGCACACCUGGUGCGUUGCUCAGAGGCCAACGUGUAAAAGCAGAGAGAUACACCUGAAGCUGACAGGUGGACGGUUGUCUGACCUGGUCAGCUGCUCUUUAGCACAGAGGUAGAGGUCAUUAUUUCCAGUUGUAGCGGUGUGUUGCUGCCCCCUGCUGUUUGUUUUUAAUGUUGCUUUUGACAGUUAUUUAUAUUUUAAUGUCGUCUAAUCGUGUGCAGACAUCGCUCAGCUUCAUUUUAGUCCCGUGGAGCAGAGUGAAGCAGGCUGGCAGCUGGUAUCAGACAUGUUUCAGUCAUUUAUUAAAGCGGGGUGACCCCCCCCCCCCCCCCCUCCAGAUGUCAUGUGAUCAGGGGCGGAGGCAGGAUGAGAACAGCUGACUCAAAGUGAGCUGAGGCUGGAGGCGUAGCUGGUUGUCAGGGUUACCGUUCUGCAGAGAAAUGGGAUGUGGAGUCUCUGUAUGAUGGGAUGGACGUCUGCGUUAAAGUGACAGUUAUUGUACCGAACGUGUUCAACACGGCGACUUCAGCCAGACUGUUUCCCUCUGCAGCGAGUUUCAGGUCUGAAAGAAUCAGAGAAACGUUUCACUCAAAACGCUGAAACAGGGUCCAGCAAAACCCUCUGAGACCAACCUGUCCUCUGCCGGUCCUGCAACUCAAACCCACAACCUACCGCGUGUCCCCGGGGUCAGCGGUGCCGGCUCUGUCAGCAGAGUGAGACAGACUUCUUGUAUUUUUUUAACACUACAUUUCCUUUAUUUUCUGUUCUUUGAUUUUUCAGGUUGUGUGCUAAACUUGUGUCUUAUAAGGUUCUCUAUAUAAAACUGGCUCUGCCCCCCCCCAAACCCCUGUCAAUCAAAACCACUCAAACUGUAACAGCCCCCACCUCACUGACACUGCUGUCAGAGUCCAGGCUCGAGUUGAAAGUGUCUCAGAUCUUUGAAAGUUAUUUUUUACUUUAAACAGCAGAAUAAGAUGCUGAAGACCUGAACCUGGAGGGGGGGGGCCCCAAAACCUCACCUUCACCUCCAGGUUGUGAGAGAGACGAACAGCUGUUUGUUUUUCAGACGAUUUCCUCUUUAAAAUGUCCAAAGUGAAGACGAACCCUCAGCUGACGAGGCAGGUCAGGUUUUCUGUUGUCUUCAUCAUGAAAUGAUUAAAUCAAACCUGAUUGGAGCUCCAGCAGGAAAACAUCAUCAGUCUGAUCAUUAUUCCUGAUCGGUUCGUUCGCUGGUUUCUGCUUUCAUUCAAAUCUUUUUAAAGUAAGCUUUGAUCUGAUUGGCUGCUGCGGAGCCACGUCGGCUCUGAUUGAUCGAUCGAAGACGUUUCACAGUGUGUAAACUGUUUUCGAGCUCAGACAAACCGACGGGUUUUUAUUUUACCUGAAGUCAACUCGUGUCUGGUGACAUCACAGCCUUCAACUCACCUGAUUGGUUUGUUGGACAGCUGAUUCCUUCACGCUUCCUUACGUUCGGGACGUCGCCGUCAUGUCACGGCUCUCGUGGGGAUGUCGGACUGCUCGUUCUGGACUGGACCUUUGACCUCGGGUCACUGGUUCAGACCUCAGACGGCGUCCGACCAGCAGGGUCGGCGUGGCGUUCCGGUGAGGAUCGGCCAUCGUGUGUUUCCACUGUCAGGUUGAGUUCAAACGCUGUGCUCUGAUUGGUCGCUUCGUCAUGUGACCUCUCUAACACCUCACCUGUCUGCCCGGUCUCCUGCCCCUCUUGUUGAUGCUGUCCUUGUGUUUGACCUUUGACCUCUGCGUCCAGAUGAGUGAGUGCUGAGAUCAGAUGUUUUAAGUACCAGAACCUCGAAGAUACGACCACAAACUGGAUUUUGACGGCGAGACCAGGACUCAGGAUGUCGUGGGCUCGUGUUAGAGCAGAAUAAGCCCUGAGUUUUGUGUCUCCUGCUGCCUCUCCUGUGAUCUGUGCAGAUUAUUGGGGGUAAAGAUAUUCUGACUAUCAGGUUAUUGAUUAACGAUGCGUUCAGGUUCAGCAGCUUCACAGCAGGACGUGAGAUUGAAAAACUGACUGAUUAAUUGAUUUGAUAGGAAUUAAUUUGCUGAUUGUCAUCGUUGAUUUCGGUUGUUUUUUUCGAUCUGAGGAUUUUCAGUUUCAUUUCAAACUGAAUCUGUUGGACAAAAAGAAAAAAAAAGAGCAUGUUUCUGUUGCUUUCAACCAAACCUCAUGGCCUUCAUCAGCCAGAGCUGCUCAGUCGUCAUGGAGAUGGUUUCGUGGUCAUGACGUGUUUAAGUGUAAAGUUUCAGUCUCAUCUAAACACGUUAAUUUGUGCUUUUUUCUUUUUUUUUUAGGCGUGUUGGGAAACUUUAGGCCGAUGUUUGGUUUUAUUUUGGACAUUUUACAGACUAAUCAAUAACUGAGACUUACUUUGAAAGGAUCGAUAAGGAUGAAGACACGUUUCCUCCCGUUGUGACAGACAGAUGGACAGCUCGUUGCCACAGUAACCCUCCUCUGUUUGUUUUUAGUUGAUGGUCGAGCUUUGAUGCUAAUAGUUAAUUUUUGUAUUUUAAUAAGAAAAAGGAAAAAAGUGAUUUUAUGUAUUUGCAUGCACUCCGGCCGUACGUUCUUUCUUCCGUAUGUUUGAGCACUGUAUAGUAGCUGUAUAGUAGCUGUCUGAGGUUUAGAUCGAACUACAGGACGAACCGACAAAACCAACAAGUGAAUUAUUUGAUGUAAUUACUGAUAUGGGAUCCUUAUUUUCUGAGUUCCUUUGUUUUCAUAAAUAAACACAUAAACUGA